AUGUAUAUCGCGAAUUAUCUAAAUAUACCAUUAUUGGCCGGCGCCUUUCUGGCCGGCAUCGUUCUCUAUACCUUGGUCAACGCCUUCAAGUCUCCUCUCGGCGGACUGCCUGGGCCUUGGUACACUCAUUUCACUCACCUCAUCCUUAAAUAUCAUAUUCUCUCUGGCAACCGCGUUCAUUACAUCCACUCAUUGCACCAGCGAUAUGGACCAGUCGUUCGCGUUUCGCCAGGAGAGGUUGCUGUCAGCGACCUUGAAGCAUUUUCCAAAGUCCAUAAGAUCGGUUCUGGCUUUCUCAAGUCAGGUUGGUACGAUGGCAUAACUCCCAACCGAGAACCGGGUAUCUUUGUAAUGAGAGAUCCUCACCAGCACGCUGCACGAAGACGAUUGUUUGCGCGUGCUUUCAGUGUGAGCUCGUUGUUGAGCAAUUGGGAGUCGGAAAUCCGACAAAAGACUGAGCUUGCGGUGAAUAACAUCAAGCGAGAUGCUCAGAGCACUGGGGCGGAUGUGUUCAAGUGGUGGACUCUUAUGGCAACAGAUGUCAUCGCUCAUCUUUCCUUUGGAGAGUCGUUCCGAAUGCUGGAGCUGGGCAAGCAAACCCCCUAUAUCGACGCAAUUCAGUCCUCACUUCUCAUGAGUGCCCUCCGCGCCGAACUGUCAUGGAUCUAUCCACUUCUCAAGCGCUUGCCAUUCCAGGGCUUGAAAAAGCUGCUCAAUGCCGACAGCAUCGUGUUUGAGCAUGGCUCUAUUGCUGUCCGAAACAUGCAGAGCGCAGGAGACGGCCUCAGCAAAGCCAAUUUGUUCAGCCAAAUGCUUGCUGAGUCUGACAGUCAGGAAAAGACUAGUCUCUCGACUUCCAGCGUGCAGGCGGAAGCAAGCAAUCUCAUCGUUGCUGGAUCGGAUACUACGGCUGUGACCUUGACGUAUCUUAUCUGGGCCGUUCUCAAACAACCCCAGCUUCAAGCUGAACUGGAACGUGAGAUAUCAGAACUCAGUGAUGAGCUGACCUUUGACGAACUGAAGAGUGCUCCGCUACUCAACAGUGUGAUUGAAGAGACACUUCGCCUGUAUGGCGCAGCCCCUGGUGCUCUUCCGCGUGUCGUACCUGGAAAGGGUCUUGAUGUUUGCGGUCAUUAUAUCCCUCCCGGCACUAUCGUCAGCACUCAGGCAUUUACACUGCACCGCAACGAAAACAUUUUUGAGGAUGCACAGAGAUUCAAUGGUCAUCGUUUUAUGGAUAAAUCCACACUCACAGCAGCACAAAAGGCUGCCUUUUCUCCGUUUGGCGCUGGAUCACGAAUCUGCAUUGGUCUGCACUUGGCUUGGAUGGAGCUACGACUUGGUGCCGCUCUAUUCUUCCGUGAAUGUUGUGGAGCUUCACUAAGCCCUGAGAUGACUGAAGCCAUGAUGGACAUGGAGAAUAGAUUCUUGAUUGCACCCAAGGGGCACAAGUGCGUCGUCAAGCUGUGA
This is a messenger RNA of Fusarium verticillioides 7600, 1470 nucleotides long. RefSeq lists its product as hypothetical. Gene Ontology annotation, molecular function: iron ion binding; monooxygenase activity; oxidoreductase activity, acting on paired donors, with incorporation or reduction of molecular oxygen. Bases 1 to 1470 code for a protein of 489 amino acids. The record is from RefSeq and is a predicted model, not a curated record. Lineage: Eukaryota; Fungi; Ascomycota; Sordariomycetes; Hypocreales; Nectriaceae. The transcript has 3 exons.